AUGGUGCUUAUCGCGGCUACGGUAUGCACGAAAUCAGGGAAAGCUUUGGUGUCUCGUCAAUUCGUGGAGAUGACCAAGGCUCGUAUAGAAGGGUUGCUAGCUGCCUUUCCUAAGCUAAUGACCGGUGGCAGACAGCACACAUUUGUAGAAACAGAAUCUGUAAGAUAUGUGUAUCAGCCAUUGGAUAAGUUAUACAUGUUGUUAAUCACAACUAAAGCAAGUAACAUUCUUGAAGAUUUGGAAACCCUUCGGCUGUUCAGCAGAGUGGUACCAGAAUAUUGUACUCAGCUUACUGAGGCAGAGGUAUUAAAUCAGGCAUUCAAUUUGCUGUUUGCGUUUGAUGAAAUUGUAGCCCUUGGUUACAGAGAAAGUGUUAAUUUGGCUCAGGUGCGUUCAUUUGUGGAGAUGGACUCUCACGAAGAAAAGAUCUACCAAGCUGUCAGACAGACUCAAGAGCGAGAAGCAGCGAACCGUAUGCGAGAAAAAGCAAAAGAGUUACAACGCGAGAGAUUGGAAGCGGCCAAAGGAAGGUACACUGGAGCUUCACACAAGUCGUUUGGAACUGGUUUCGGCAGUUCUUCAAUGUCAUCAUCUGCUGCAAGCAGUGAGCCAAUGAUCGAAAAAAUACCCACCACACCCGUCAAAGAGAUCCGUAGCACUCGUUCAGCGAUGAAGCUCGGUUCUCGUGGUACAGACGCGGACAGCUUCGUGUCUCGUCUCCAGACUGAAGGUGAAAAGAUCGCCCCCGCACCCACAGCUGUCGCUAAAGUUGAGAAAGUACCCGUUGCUGACCAGAAAGACGUCCAUCUACGUUUGGAAGAGCGCUUGAACCUAACAGCGGGCCGUGAUGGCGAUAUUCAAAACUUUGAGUUGUCCGGUCUCUUGACGCUGCGUAUAACGAACGAGUUGUACGGACGGAUUCACGUGCACGUCGAUAAUAAGGACACGAGGCCUUUACAACUUCAGACUCACCCCAACGUGGACAAAGAAGCAUUCAGAUCAGAGGGAGUGAUUCGUUUGAAGCAAGCUCAAAGGCCAUUCCCGAUGAACAGUGAUGUCGGAGUCCUUAAGUGGAGGUUGGCAACCGCCGGUGAUGACAGACCACCGCUUUCAGUGAACUGCUGGCCGUCAGAGGGCGCUAACGGCGGUUGUGACGUCAACAUUGAGUAUGAGCUAGAACAAGAUCACUUGGUGCUUGCAGAUGUCAAUAUUAACAUUCCUCUGCCAUCUGGCAACACCACGCUUGUCGUCCACCAAUGGGAAGGUAGCUACAGUCAAAAGGGCAGAACUCUUGUCUGGAACAUUCCAUUUAUUAAUAAACAACAGAAAAGUGGCACUUUGGAAUUUACUGUUACUCCAGCGAUACCAAACGAUUUCUUCCCGCUAACUGUCAGUUGGACAUCUGAAACGUCACUAGCUUUAUUGUCAUCUCACAAAGUGGUGCAGGCUGAUGAUGGGACACCGGUGGACUUCUCACAGGAAAUAUCUUUCCAUCCUGAUAAAUAUGAAAUCGUUUAA
Molecule: messenger RNA, 1518 nt
Organism: Pieris macdunnoughi
Lineage: Eukaryota; Metazoa; Arthropoda; Insecta; Lepidoptera; Pieridae
Source: the annotation of a GenBank genome assembly